Cajanus cajan (pigeon pea) is the source of this 2215-nucleotide messenger RNA. RefSeq lists its product as uncharacterized. Gene Ontology annotation, biological process: recombinational repair. Gene Ontology annotation, molecular function: ATP hydrolysis activity; damaged DNA binding; ATP binding. NCBI's taxonomy places the organism in Eukaryota, Viridiplantae, Streptophyta, Magnoliopsida, Fabales, Fabaceae. The record is from RefSeq and is a predicted model, not a curated record.
CCAAAUAUGUUUCCUUUAUAAUUUGAAGUUAUGGGAGUGGUGGCGCACCAGUACGAGGCUACCAUUCAAACCUCGUAUAAAUAUUUGUUUUUCCCACUCAUCCGUAAAGCCCAGAAACAAACGAGGGUUUAUACAAAACAAAAGUACAUUGUAUCAGUUGCCAUGACGAGGCUCCUCAGAACGAUCUUCAUCGCGCACAAGCUCCACCUCCGCAACCCCAACCGCAUUCUUCCAUCUCUCGUUUCCCACUACUCCUCCGCAACCACUGACUCAUCCGAUCCCACUGAGGUCCAAAAAACAACAAUCCAAUCCACCGGAAGUUGGAGCAGCUACGCAAACGUCUAUGACCGCCCGGUCGCGCAGCCCGAGCCAAGCGCGCAACCCGAGCCAAGCGCGCAACCCGAGCCAAGCACGCAACCCGAGCCAAGCGACCACAGCGACGAAGACGAAGGCGAAGACGAAAACCCUAGCAGCAGCAGCAGGAGUAGAGCACUGAGUUUCGCAGUGACCAAGAGAAGGGGGAAGGUGAAAACUCAGUGGGUGUGCGAGGUUUGUGGAUACACAGUAGGGCAAUGGUGGGGGACAUGCCCCUCCUGCAAAGUAUCUGGCACAAUGAUAGAGUAUAACGAAACCAAAUUAACCGACAGGCACCGAGGUGGCUUAGCCGUUUCCGAGGAUUCCGUGGCCUCGUGGCUCCCCCAGCGGUCCCAAGAGUUGCGCCCCCUCAAAUUGGACGAGGUCAACCGUGGAUUCGAUCACGAGAAAUGGAGAAUUCCUUUAUCCGGGUCUUUUGGAAAUGAGAUUUCUACCGUGCUUGGUGGAGGUCUUGUACCAGGUUCUUUAACUUUAGUUGGUGGUGAUCCGGGUAUUGGGAAGAGCACUCUGCUGUUGCAGAUUGCAGCAAUGAUAGCGAAAGAAGGCAGUGAUGGUGGAGCACCUCCAGUUGUAUAUGUCUCUGGCGAAGAGAGCCUUCAGCAAAUAGGUAAUAGAGCAGACCGCCUUGGGAUUCAAUCCAAUAUUUAUUUAUAUUCAAGUACUGAUAUUGAGGACAUAUUGAUGAAAACUCAUCGUCUAUCCCCUCGUGCUCUGGUGGUUGAUUCUAUACAAACUGUUUACCUGAAAACAGUAGUAGGAAGUGCUGGAGGGAUUAUGCAGGUGAAGGAAUGUACUGCUGCUUUGAUGCGAUUUGCAAAAACAACUAACAUCUCAGUUUUUUUGAUAGGACACGUGACUAAAUCUGGAGAGCUAGCGGGACCUCGUGUCUUGGAGCAUAUCGUCGAUGUUGUUUUGUAUAUGGAAGGUGAGAAGUACUCUCCAUAUCGAAUGCUUCGAGCUGUGAAAAAUCGGUUUGGAUCCACUGAUGAGCUUGCAGUUCUUGAGAUGUCACAGUCAGGACUCCAGGCUGUUUCAAAUGCCAGUGAAAUGUUUCUCACUCAACAACACACUGAUUCAAAUGUUUUAACUGGGCUUGCUAUUGCAGUAAUAAUGGACGGUACAAGAACUUUUUUAAUUGAAAUUCAGGCACUUUGCCUUUCACAAUGUUCUGUUUCAAGUUCGGUAUUUAAUGGGAUCCAGGCAAACAAAGCUAAUAUGAUUAAAUGUGUUCUUAUAAAGCAAGUGGGUCUUCAUCUCCAAGAAAAUGCUAUGUUUCUGAAUAUUGUUAGCGGAUUGACAAUGUCAGAGACUGCUGGAGAUCUUGCAAUAGCAGCUGCAAUUUGCAGCAGUUUCUUGGAGUUCCCUAUUCCAGAAGGGACUGCAUUCAUUGGGGAAAUUGGCCUUGGUGGAGAGCUUCGCAUGGUUCCUAGAAUUGAUAAAAGGGUUAAUACAUUAUCGAAGUUGGGUUACAGAAUGUGUGUAGUACCAAAGCAAGCUGAAAAACUUUUAGGAAACGAAGUUCCAGAGAAGUUGAAAGUUGUAUAUUGCAACGAUCUGAAAGAGGUUAUUGACGCUGUAUUCAGAAGAGAUAAUUAAGAGAUGCUGGCGGUGUUAUGCAGAUCUCACUUUCUUUUGAUAGCUAAGGUGUAAGUUGACCCUUCAAAAGUUUGUAAAUAUAGAUGCACUCAUUGUGGCUUAAAAUACCACAAAAGAUGGACUAUAUUUGGUUUUAUUUGGCGUCAAUUAUCCAAUUUGAUCGUACGUUAAUUAAAUUUGAUCAUGGAACUUGAGUUACCACAUUUUAAAGGCAUAUUAAAGUGUUAUUUAUGUUCGUGCUCUG